Molecule: messenger RNA, 1515 nt
Organism: Neurospora tetrasperma FGSC 2508
Lineage: Eukaryota; Fungi; Ascomycota; Sordariomycetes; Sordariales; Sordariaceae
Exons: 3
Biological process (GO): mismatch repair; chiasma assembly
Cellular component (GO): nucleus
Molecular function (GO): ATP binding; ATP-dependent DNA damage sensor activity; mismatched DNA binding
Source: RefSeq, a predicted model, not a curated record
AUGUCUUACCAGCUCCAAGAGGAUAUCAACACUCAGGGCAUUCUACAGGCCGAAAUCCUACCAGGUGCCAGUGAAAGAUUAGACGAGCUCAAGGACGACUUUACUCAGGUGUACCAUAUUCUCUCCGAUGUCAAACGAGAGAUUCUGACGCAAAUCCCCAAAUGGGCUGUCCAAUAUGUCCAGGAAUGUACAAUAGUGCCCCGACUUGGAUUUCUCAUUGUAGUGGCCCUAAACCCUGAAACUGGAGAAGGUGCUUUCAAUGGAACGGGGCUUGCCGACGACGAGUGGCAUCAGGUGGUGAAGGAUGAACAGCGGGCUUACUACAAGAACAGGACGAUGGUUGAACUGGACGACAUGUACGGUGAUUUAACUGAGGAGAUUGCCGAUGAGGAAGUCGAGGUAAUAGUGGAGCUGGCGGGGGCUGUUUCAGAGCAUGAAGAUGCACUGAUUCGCGCCUUGGAACUACUGGGGGAGCUCGACAGUCUGCUUGCGUUGGCUUUCGCUGCAGAGAAGUACAAUUGGGCUCCACCAAAAAUGACAUCCGAGAAUAUCAUUGACAUUGAGGGCGGACGUCACCCACUUCAGGAGCUUCUCGUACCGUCCUUUAUCCCCAAUGACUGCAUACUUAGAGGUGGUUGCGCAUCGGAGAAUGGCAAUGAAAUUGACUUUGUAGGUGUCAGAGACGAACCCAAAGAGCCAUCGGCCUUGGUCUUGACGGGCCCAAACAACUCCGGAAAGAGCAUCUACAUGAAACAGGUUGCCCUAAUCAUCUAUUUGGCACACAUUGGAAGCUACGUGCCAGUCACGCGUGCGACAAUUGGAGUGACUGAUCGAAUUUUCACCCGGGUUGCCACCCGAGAAACCGCCAUGGACGAUGAAAGCGCUUUCAUGACCGAUCUCAAACAAGCAGCCUUCUCCAUCAAUUUCGCAACCCGGCGAAGCCUCAUACUCGCGGACGAGUUUGGAAAAGGUACCACAAUGGAGGCCGGUGCGGCGGUCUUCACGGCCUAUCUGCACCAUUUCUUGGAGCUGGAUGCGGAUCGACCCCGGAUGCUCGUGAGCACACACUUUCACGAUGUGUUCAAUAGAGGAUUUCUAAAACCUGAAGAAGGUGUUGCGUAUGCUCACAUGGAAGUUCGACUGAACCCAGAGGCGGAAGAGAGGGAAGAGCAUAUCACGUAUUUGUACCGUCUCGUUCACGGACGGGCUGAACACAGCCUGGGACUAAUGUGUGCGGCGAUUAAUCAUAUUGAGGAUGAUGUGUUGAAGAGAGCAGGAGAUAUUUUGGGCAUGCUGGAAAGAGACGAAGAUAUUGAGGCGGUGUUUGCGAGUCCCAGUCAUGAGGAUAUUGAGGCAUUAAAAGCUGCGGAGCUUGUUGCCAGGCGGUUUCUUGCUACGGAUAUACCACUUGGAGGGAGAGAUACCUCGAGCGGAGUUUGUUCAAUUCGUGAUAUUCUGAGGGGCUUUUUGUCAUACAAAGAGGACGGGGGAGAUGUAGGUGACGUCGAUUCUGAA